Messenger RNA from Hymenoscyphus albidus, 2836 nucleotides. The record is from the annotation of a GenBank genome assembly. Lineage: Eukaryota; Fungi; Ascomycota; Leotiomycetes; Helotiales; Helotiaceae.
CAAGCAACCGUGUCCUUUCCAUCCAGGAUUGAGAAACCUAUCAAAGGCCCGUCCACACCCCGAAGUGCAGACACUUCGCCCCAUCAAAUUCACGCCCAACUUCGGACGAUCAAAAAGAACACCGUACCCUUAGCGCUAGGCUUAGCCGAGAGGACAGAUUUCGCUACUGGCCCACUAGAGCUGUGAUAAAGCUGGGGGACCUCAAAAUUCUUGACUUUCUUUCCCUCCAGACACUGACACUUCGCAACACCACCCCACCCCCAUUUCCUUACAUUUUCUCACACCUUGAACACUGCCUAGGUCAACGUUCAUCAUGGCGAGAGGCAAUCAGACCUCGUUUUUUCUGGGGUUGUCCUUUGUGGCAUACUUCCUUUUACUACUCUCUCCCCUCGCUUUCUUCUCCACAGUCAAUGCCUCUGAGGCCCAGGACCCAAUACAGGAGAGCUAUGGCACAGGUAAGCAUGCGCUUUGGCAUUGUCCAUGGCAUUGGCAGAUUUCAGGCAGCUACAGCUUCUAACAUAUCUACCAAACAGUUAUCGGUAUCGAUUUAGGAACCACCUACUCUUGUGUGGGUGUGAUGCAAAAUGGCAAGGUCGAAAUUCUGGUGAACGACCAGGGACACAGAAUUACCCCAUCAUACGUCGCAUUUACCGACGAGGAAAGACUAGUUGGAGACGCCGCAAAGAACCAGGCCGCUGGAAACCCAAAGAACACCAUCUUUGAUGUCAAGUAAGUCUUGCAUACCGCCCCUCCAAUUAUGCCUUGGCAGUAAUGCUAACAGGUGUCCUCUAGGCGUAUGAUCGGUCGUAAAUUCUCGGAUAAGGAUGUUCAAGGUGACAUGAAGCAUUUCCCAUUCGACGUGGUUGAGAAGGAUGGCAAGCCAAACGUCAAGGUCACCGUCAAUGGCAAGCCAAAGACCUUCACCCCAGAAGAGAUUUCCGCCAUGAUUCUUGGAAAGAUGAAGGAAGUCGCUGAGGGUUUCCUUUCUCGAAAGGUCACCCACGCAGUUGUUACUGUUCCAGCCUACUUCAACGACAACCAGAGACAAGCAACCAAGGAUGCUGGUAUCAUUGCCGGUUUGAACGUCCUCCGUAUCGUCAACGAACCUACCGCCGCAGCUAUCGCAUACGGUCUUGACAAGGUUGGCAAAGAGAGACAAAUCAUUGUCUACGAUCUCGGUGGAGGAACCUUCGAUGUGUCCCUUCUCUCUAUUGAAGAUGGUGUUUUUGAGGUUCUUUCUACCGCUGGUGACACCCAUUUGGGUGGUGAGGAUUUCGAUCAACGUAUCAUCAACUACUUCGCCAAGAAAUACAACAAGGAGAACUCCGUCGAUAUCACCAAGGACCUCAAGACCAUGGGUAAACUGAAGCGUGAGGCUGAGAAGGCUAAGCGUACUCUUUCUUCCCAAAAGACUACCCGCAUUGAAAUCGAAGCUUUCCACAAUGGCAACGAUUUCUCCGAGACUCUUACACGAGCCAAGUUCGAGGAAUUGAACAUGGACUUAUUCAAGAAGACAUUGAAGCCUGUCGAGCAGGUUCUCAAGGAUGCCAAGGUUAAGAAGGCUGAAGUCGAUGACAUCGUUUUGGUUGGUGGUUCUACCCGUAUUCCAAAGGUCGUCGAGAUGAUCGAAGAGUACUUCAGUGGAAAGAAGGCCUCCAAGGGUAUUAACCCUGAUGAGGCUGUUGCUUUCGGUGCCGCUGUUCAAGGUGGUGUUCUUUCCGGUGAGGAGGGUACAUCAGGUAUUGUUCUUAUGGACGUCAACCCAUUGACUCUUGGUAUUGAGACCACUGGAGGUGUAAUGACUAAGUUGAUCCCAAGAAACACUGUCAUCCCAACCCGCAAAGCCCAGAUUUUCUCCACCGCUGCCGACAACCAGCCAGUUGUCUUGAUCCAGGUCUUUGAGGGAGAGAGAACCAUGACAAAAGACAACAACCAGCUCGGAAAAUUCGAGCUUACUGGUAUCCCACCUGCGCCACGAGGAGUUCCUCAAAUUGAGGUCUCUUUUGAGCUUGACGCCAACGGAAUCUUGAAGGUCACCGCCGGAGACAAGGGUACCGGAAAGAGCGAGUCUAUCACCAUCACCAACGAUAAGGGACGUCUUACUCAAGAGGAGAUUGACCGUAUGGUUGAGGAGGCCGAGAAAUACGCCGAUGAGGACAAAGCCACCAAGGAGCGCAUUGAGGCCCGUAACGGACUCGAGAACUACGCCUUCUCUCUCAAGAACCAAGUCAACGACGAGGAGGGUCUUGGAGGAAAGAUUGAUGAGGAAGAUAAGGAGACUGUAAGUUUACUUCGUUGCAUUAUUCAUUUUGGCGCAAUUACUAACAACCCUCACAGCUCACCGACGCAAUCAAGGAGGCUACCGAAUGGCUUGACGAAAACGCUGCCACCGCCACCGCGGAGGACUUUGAGGAACAGAAGGAGAAGUUAUCGAACGUCGCAUACCCAAUCACCAGCAAACUUUACCAAGGAGCUGGUGGACCAGGUGGUGAGGAAGACUCUGAUAUCCACGAUGAGUUGUAGAGGCGUUAUCCCAUAUAGACUUCGUGUAAUUUUGUUCGUCGCGCAAAUCGAAAAUCCAUUUUCAUCCGUUUUUGUGAGGGACAGGAAAUACCUUUUUUAUAGAAUCGUACGGUUGCUUGCUUUGGUCUCUGGAAUGGGCGUCUAUGCUUUUGAUGAAAGCAACAUGGUAUUUGCGAUUGCAUUUUGAUAAAGACGACUGGGGCUGGAGCAGAGAGGACGUGCGGUGAAGGCUUUUUUCGAGAUGAUCCCCGUGUAAAAUAAAAAGGCAUUAGGAGAGAAGAGAACGAGAACGAAGAUAAUUUUCAAUUUGAUA